Chaetura pelagica (chimney swift) is the source of this 2952-nucleotide messenger RNA. RefSeq names its product N(alpha)-acetyltransferase 16, NatA auxiliary subunit (gene NAA16). Lineage: Eukaryota; Metazoa; Chordata; Aves; Apodiformes; Apodidae. Bases 48 to 2543 code for a protein of 831 amino acids. Gene Ontology annotation, biological process: N-terminal peptidyl-methionine acetylation. Gene Ontology annotation, cellular component: NatA complex; cytoplasm. Gene Ontology annotation, molecular function: protein-N-terminal amino-acid acetyltransferase activity; protein binding. The transcript is spliced from 19 exons. The record is from RefSeq and is a predicted model, not a curated record.
AAUGUUAUGAACAAAAACAGUACAAAAAUGGACUCAAGUUCUGCAAGAUGAUCCUCUCUAACCCAAAAUUCGCUGAGCAUGGAGAGACGCUCGCAAUGAAGGGACUGACCUUGAACUGCCUUGGGAAGAAGGAAGAAGCAUAUGAAUUUGUUCGUAAAGGACUUCGUAAUGAUGUAAAGAGUCAUGUCUGUUGGCAUGUCUAUGGUCUUUUGCAACGUUCUGAUAAGAAAUACGAUGAAGCCAUCAAGUGUUACCGGAACGCGCUCAAACUAGACAAAGAUAAUCUUCAGAUCUUGAGAGAUCUCUCUCUGUUGCAGAUUCAGAUGAGGGAUUUAGAAGGAUAUAGAGAGACAAGAUAUCAGCUACUUCAGCUGCGCCCCACACAACGUGCUUCCUGGAUUGGGUAUGCCAUUGCAUACCACUUGCUAAAAGAUUAUGAUAUGGCCUUAAAACUACUUGAAGAAUUUAGGAAAACCCAACAGAUUCCUCCUAAUAAAAUAGAUUAUGAAUAUAGUGAGCUGAUUUUAUAUCAAAAUCAAGUGAUGAGAGAGGCAGACCUAUUUCAGGAGUCUUUAGAACAUAUAGAAACAUAUGAAAAGCAAAUAUGUGAUAAAUUAAUAGUAGAAGAAAUCAAAGGAGAGAUGUUACUGAAGUUGGGAAGAUUGAAAGAAGCUGGUGAGGUAUACAAAGAGUUAAUUGAGCGCAAUGCAGAAAACUGGUGUUACUAUGAAGGUUUGGAAAAGGCCCUACAACCCAGCACUUUAGAAGAGAGGCUUCAGAUUUAUGAAGAAGUUAGUAAAAGACAUCCCAGAGCAGUUUCACCUAGAAGAUUACCUUUAAACUUUGUUUCAGGUGAAAAGUUUAGAGAACUAAUGGAUAAGUUCCUGAGGGUUAACUUCAGUAAAGGCUGUCCACCCUUGUUUACCACUUUGAAAUCUUUAUAUUACAAUCCAGAAAAGGUUUCUACAAUCCAAGAACUUGUUACUGGUUAUGAAGCCUCUUUGAAAACUUGUGACCUUUUUAGUAUAUGUGAGAACGGAGAGAAAGAGCCCCCAACGACACUGCUUUGGGUUCAGUAUUUCCUGGCACAGCACUUUGACAAACUUGGCCAGUGUUCUUUGGCUUUGGAGUAUGUUAAUGCUGCCAUUGCAAGCACUCCAACAUUAAUAGAACUGUUCUAUUUAAAAGCAAGAAUUUACAAGCAUGUAGGUAACCUCAAGGAAGCUGCCAAAUGGAUGGAUGAAGCCCAGUCUUUGGAUACUGCAGACAGGUUUAUCAAUUCUAAAUGUGCUAAAUACAUGCUGCGAGCAAAUAUGGUGAAGGAUGCAGAGGAGAUGUGCUCUAAAUUCACAAGGGAAGGAACUUCUGCUAUGGAAAACCUAAACGAGAUGCAGUGUAUGUGGUUCCAGACUGAAUGUGCUGCAGCUUAUCAAAGGCUAGGGAAGUAUGGUGAUGCCUUGAAAAAAUGCCAUGAAGUAGAAAGGCAUUUUUUCGAGAUAACGGAUGAUCAAUUUGAUUUCCACACAUACUGCAUGAGAAAGAUGACUCUUCGUGCCUAUGUAGAUCUUUUGAGAUUAGAAGAUGUGCUCAGGAAACAUGCCUUCUACUUCAAGGCUGCUCGAUCAGCAAUUGAAAUCUACUUGAAGCUCCAUGAUAAUCCUCUUACCAAUGAAAGCAAAGAACAAGAAGUGAAUUCAGAAAAUCUCUCAGCCAAAGAACUGAAGAAAAUGCUUAGCAAGCAAAGAAGAGCACAGAAGAAAGCAAAACUUGAAGAGGAAAGAAAACAUGCAGAAAGAGAGCGACAACAAAAGAAUCAAAAGAAAAAGCGAGAUGAAGAGGAGGAGGAAACUAGUGGACCUAGGGAAGAGCUAGUUCCUGAAAAACUGGAAAGGGUAGAAAAUCCAUUAGAAGAAGCCAUUAAGUUCCUUAUACCACUUAAGAAUCUUAUUGGAGAUGACAUAGAAACACAUUUAUUAGCAUUUGAAAUAUACUUUAGAAAAGGAAAGUUUCUGUUGAUGUUGCAGUCUGUCAAAAGAGCUUUUGCUAUCAACAGUAAUAACCCAUGGCUACAUGAGUGCUUGAUUAAAUUCUCUAAAGCUGUAUCUGACCAUAGUAAUCUCCCAGAAAUUGUGAGCAAGGUCCUAACUCAAGAAAUGCAGAAAAUCUUCGUUAAUAAAAACUUGGAAAGUUUUAAUGAAGAAUUUCUCAAACACAAUGCUACCUCCAUUCAGCACCAGCUGUCAGGUGCAAAGAUGAUGUAUUUCCUGGACAAAUCAAGACAAGAAAAAGCAAUUGCUGUUGCUACUAGGUUGGACAAAAACAUGAAAGACAGAAAUGUGAAGACAUUAACAAAGGUUUUUGAGGCCCUGCUUGAUGGCAGUUUUGGAAGCUGCCACACUCAAUGUGAAGAAUAUCAAGCAGCAUGUCAUAAACUGUUUCCUUUUACGUCUGCCUUUAUGCCUGCCACAAACGAGGACGAUAGCAGCAUUGCUUCUGUGAAUCAUACAGCCAUUAACCAUGAUUUGCUGUCUAAUGAAAUCUGAAGCAGUGGGUGCAAGCCCGUGUGCCUGGAUACCCACAUGCACACAUGUGUACAAAACUCUGACUCUCAUUACAUGCUGGCUGGAUACAGAUCAGGGUUACUUUUCCAGGUUGUAUUUUAAUAUCUUUAACAGGUAUAAAAAUAUUUGGAUAGUUAAAUGAAAUGGAGUAUGCUAUUAGUUAUUUUUUUCUCCCAACAAAAACUGCCAAUAUUUAUGUAAACGUUAUCCUUAAUCAGCAUUUUUCAUGUUUAUACUUGUACAGUUUUAAGUCUUUUAAUAAUCCAUCAGCCCUCCCUCACAAAAAAUUAUGGAUGUUAAAGACUGCUCUCACGUAAGUGUCAUUACAUAUACAAAUAAAUAUGAUCAUAUCUUGUUAAUAAAUUAUAAUUUGAACGGUUUUAGCAGAUUA